Messenger RNA from Drosophila gunungcola (fruit fly), 882 nucleotides. RefSeq names its product CD209 antigen (gene lectin-24Db). Gene Ontology annotation, molecular function: signaling receptor activity. The record is from RefSeq and is a predicted model, not a curated record. Bases 1 to 882 code for a protein of 293 amino acids. The transcript has a single exon. NCBI's taxonomy places the organism in Eukaryota, Metazoa, Arthropoda, Insecta, Diptera, Drosophilidae.
AUGCUUCGGAUCCAAACCUAUUUUCUUUGUGCAUUGCUUGCCUUUCAUUUGCAUGGAUGCCAAUCGGAUGGCCAGGAUAAAGCCCGAUCUGUAUGCCUACUGCAAGAUCCGCCGAAUCAGUGCGGAGAUUUCUGCCUUUCGGUACUGGAACCCCUCCUCAAUCACAUUGCCAAGCACCAGGAGCAAUGGAACACCUCCGAUGCCCUUAAACUACAGGACACCCAAGCUAAGCUGGACAAAAUACAAACCACGUUAGUAGGUCAAACCACAUCCUUCGACGACUUGAAGGGAAGACUGGAGAGAACGGAAACAAAUCAAAAAGACUUGCACAACGAGAGUCAGAUAAAAAUUGAAGGUUUGCAAAGUUCACUACAAGAAAUGGGCAAGAAUUUUGAAGAGAGACUCCUCAAGAUAGAAGUCCAGCAGAAUGCCAUCCAGACAAAGAUGGAAACCGAAAGAGCCGCACUGCAGACAACACUGACCAGAAUUUAUCACACAAUUGAAUUUCCCAAAUUCAAGCUCAUUGGUUCCAGAUACUUCUACAUUGAUGAUACGGAGAACAGUUGGCCUGAAGCCAAGGAAAGCUGUCGCGAAAUGGGUGCCCAUUUGGCCGCCAUCAAAGAUGCAGAGGAGCUGGCUGCCAUUAAAGUUAAGCUGACAAAAAAACGAUACUGGCUGGGUAUCAACGAUCGGGAAUUUAGUGGAGUAUACAUGUCCGUGGCUUCCGGCAAACGAGCUCCAUUCUUGAAAUGGGGAUCUGGAGAGCCAAACCACGCGGGAAACGCAGAGCGCUGCGUUGAACUACUUGGUGGAAUCGAAAUGAACGACAACAAGUGCUCCGAUAAAUAUGGUUUCAUUUGCCAGUCGGACACUGAAUUUUAG